This is a messenger RNA of Kalmanozyma brasiliensis GHG001, 3471 nucleotides long. Its product is annotated as Berberine/berberine-like protein. The transcript has a single exon. Gene Ontology annotation, molecular function: FAD binding; oxidoreductase activity. NCBI's taxonomy places the organism in Eukaryota, Fungi, Basidiomycota, Ustilaginomycetes, Ustilaginales. The record is from RefSeq and is a predicted model, not a curated record. Bases 1 to 3471 code for a protein of 1156 amino acids.
AUGACUACUCGCAUACCCCCAUACGACAUCCCUGAGCCAACUCCUUUGACAAAGGAAGAAGUGAGGGACACAUAUGCUCGCUUCGAGUCGCUUCGAGCCGACUUGGCCCGCACCUUUCGAGGUCAGAUCGCCAUUCGAGGAGAAGCCGUCUUUGCAAAGAGCAUCACCAUCUUCAACGAUGCCGCUCCACUUGGCGGCUGGAUGGUAGCCAUACCCGUCGACGUCCAUGACAUCUCGACCGUCGUCAAGUUCUGCGCAGCUCAUCGCCUCUCACCUUCCAUCAAGUCGGGCGGCUAUGCCACCGCUGGUUGGUCCAUUCAGGGUCAAGUCGUCAUCGACACUUCCUUGAUGGAUGACGUCAAGCUCGUCGUGCCAAAGUACUUGCCCUCCGAGAGUGCCGCCGCCAUGCAGGGCGUCGACUCGUCUCCCUUGACCGUGCCCGCUGCUGUCGGUCCGACUGCAACCUACAACCCUACCGGCAUGUGUGCUGUGGGCUCCGAUGGCCUCUGUUCGUCGUCCGAGCCUUCCUCCUCUCAGCCUACUACAAAUUCCGACAUGGCUUCGUCGGCCGUGGCAGCGAUCGAUCCCAUCACCGCUAGGACAGACGCAGACUCGAUCGUACUUCAGAGCGACUCCGUCAGCGCAGCAGAUCGUCUCGUCAAGCAGCAGAUUCACAGCACCUGGGCCACUCCCAUCCAGGACACCGUCACCAAGCGCGACCCCUCCAACGGAGAAUCUUCCGAGGAUAUCGAUCCGCAGGACCCCGCAAAGAACGCGCUCAAACGCAAGAUGCGCGCAUCCGACCAAGCAUCCAUCGGCUCAUCGGAUCCAGCAGCAGCUGGUCUCGUCCGACGCAGGACAGAUCCCGUCGAAGACGCCAACGUCAAAUCAGCCUACAUGCAGCACGGCCGAAGCCACGAGAGUGGAGCAGACGCCGACAGCGAGAGCUCUGGCGCCAGCUCUACACGCGAUCGAAAUAGCCGCGAUGGCGAUGUCUCCGAAGAUCGUCAUCGAUCCGAUUCCAGUGGCGAGCCAUCAAAUCCAGACGACAAGAAGCGCACCGUCGCUGCUUCCAGGAGUGACUUCCUCGACGCUUCCGAGCCUCGCGAUUCGGCCCCGCUUUACCGUACACCAAAUUCGGGGUCCGGCUCUUCUGAUCAGCCGAGAGCCGCGCCCGUCCCUGCCAAAGCCUGGGUCGAUCGUCAGCUCGAUUUGUCUGGCAACGCAUCCGAUUCUCCCAGUGGUAGCAACUCAGGUUCCACGGGCGGCGGCAGCUCAUCCAAUCUUGCUUCCAGCUCCACGUCAGCUUCGAAGCACUCGUCCGCCAAGUCCUGGAACGCCAGCGCUGACCGAGCAGACGUCAAGAUGGACACUGACGCUGUCGGAGGCGCCAGCACCGAUGACAUGGAAGAUGAGGCUGCCCGCUUCAAGCGUCCAGAUGCCAUUUCGCUGCCCAGGCAUACUGCGCCAUCCUCUUCACAGCGACGGGGCGUCUCGCGAUCUGGCUCCGGGUCAGGAUCAGGAUCCGCAUCCGACUCGGGUCGUCAACGUCGAGACUUCUCCGAUAGCCAAACACCAGAUGACUGGGAUAUGAGCGCCAGCGCAGAGCAUCGACGAUGGCACCGACACCACCGACCGCCUUCCGCCACACCAGGUGAAAAGAUGAAGCUGCCCGAAGGCGGAUUUGUCUGGCGCAGCGACGGUGCGGAUGCCGGAAUCUCGAGCAUAUCUGCCGCUCCCGGGUCCUUGCCGUGGGAUGCCGAAGCGUUUGCAGCCAGCCCUGAAGCUGCUGGGGCUGCAGCCGCUAAACGACCCAGCUCGCGCAGUGCACGCUCUUCGUCUGGCGAAGCCUCCUCGAACGAGAUGGACACUAGUCGUCCGGGUGGGCCGGGCUACUUUGGCGCUUCCACGCUGAGCGAUUUGCAGGAUGCCUGGCCCACCAGCACGUGGGCGGUCAAUCAGGAAGGAAGCAACGAUCCCUCCUCGAAUCUGCCACGUUUCAUCCCGUCGCCUCUGCACAAGUAUGGAUCACCCUCGCCAACACCGCAGAUCCCCGACCCGUCGAAUCCCUACACUUUCAAUACUCGUCCCGAGCCGUCCCCCAGCAUCGCAGCCGCCAUCCUGCCACCAGGCAUGUACGAGGAUCGCUAUGCGCUGGCCUCCUUUGGUCCCGGUGUCGGCAUUCGAGGACUGGACGCAUUUACAGAUCAAGCGGGACGCGAAGGCAACUUCCUCGCCGCCAUGAGCGAAGAUGGCAAGGGCAAGGAGAGGCAGAUGGACCAGCAGGACGCUCUGCCGCCGCUUGUGGUCAACGGCGUGCCGUACCACGUCCCUGUCUCUGCCUAUCCCGUCGGAUCUACAGCCAUGACCACGGGCGGGUUCGGCUACCUCACACGCGCCUACGGUCUUUCGCUCGACAACAUCACCGAAGUGGAGAUGGUGCUGGCUGAUGGCACCAUCGUCACGCUCAACGAGGAUUCGAAGAAGAAGUCGCAGCUCGAGCAGGACCUCUGGUGGGCAGUCCGGGGUGCAGCACCAUGCUUUGGCAUCGUCACCCGACUCACUGCCAAGGCGUACCCCGUGCCCUCAGUGUACUCGGGCAACCUGAUCUACCCGCUCAACCCUGCCACUGCGAGCUCCCUCAUUCGACACUGGCGAGACUGCCUUAAGGCGGGCCUGCCGCGCAACUUCUACACCAACCUCAUCCUCACCGCUGGCCCAAGCAAGACGAGCCACGUGAUUGUCAUCCAGGUGUGCUAUCUUGGUCCCAAAUCGGACGGCGAGGCUCUUGUGCAGGCGAUCAGCAGCUGGACGGGCGAGCGACUGCUUCUCAAAGAUGUCGAGGAGCGCAGCUUCCUCUCGCAGCAAGAUGGCGUGGCCAAGGUGCUCAAAGGCGGUACGGGACGACGCUGGAUGGUGCGAGGAGACCUCAUCUCGACGCUGACCGACGACGUGAUCGCCAAAAGCGUGCGCAAUUUCCAAGGUCUCGGUAGCCGUGCCGUGUGGCUGUUCGAGCUCAUGGGUGGUGCUGUCGAGGACAGCCCUGCGGACGACACGUGCAUCUGCCCAGAAGCCCGCGCGGCCAAGUUCACCGUCGGAUCGCUGCAACAGUGGAGCGGCAAGGCGGAGGACCGCACGUGCAUCGAAAGCGUCGAGCGCUGGCUCAACGAAGUUGUGGACAAGGUCAGCGUCGGCGGACCGUAUCCGUGCUUCUUGGGCAGGUCGGAGCGCAUGGAUAGGGUCAUCGGUGCUUAUGGGUUGGAGAACUUCAAGAGGUUGUUGGAGAUCAAGCAGCGCGUGGACCCGGGGAACAUGUUCAGGCACACGUUCGGGCAUGGAUUCGUGGUCGACGAUCCAGAGAGGCUGUUGGUGGAGCUGGAGGAGAGGAGGGAGGUGAGGAGACGGGUGCAGGAGCAGCAGGCCCAGCAGGCGGCUCAGUUGAAUGGUCAGGGGAGCUCGUCCCAGGAGUAA